Molecule: messenger RNA, 963 nt
Organism: Polypterus senegalus (gray bichir)
Lineage: Eukaryota; Metazoa; Chordata; Cladistia; Polypteriformes; Polypteridae
Product: alpha-2,8-sialyltransferase 8F-like
Exons: 5
Coding region: 1-927 (308 amino acids)
Biological process (GO): N-glycan processing; oligosaccharide metabolic process
Molecular function (GO): alpha-N-acetylneuraminate alpha-2,8-sialyltransferase activity
Source: RefSeq, a predicted model, not a curated record
AUGAGUAUAUCAUCUGAAGCCUUUUCUAAUCUUAUUUUUAGAAUCUCACCUGAGGAUCUAAUUAAAGAUAUCCAGUUCAUGAAAAUGUGUCCUUGGAGAAAGCACCUCAGAAACCAAAAUGUGUACAGGCUGGAGCUUCAGAGCUGCUGUAAUGCCAGUCAGGAUCUGGUUCUCACCAAAGAGAACAUAAAGCUUGGAGAGACAAUUACAUUCGAAAUGGAGAAGAAAAGUACUCGUGUUGUGGAUAAGACUCUCUAUGAAAUGCUUCCAGAGAGACCUUUGUGGAACAAGACUUUGGGACACUGUGCUGUAGUUGGAAAUGGGGGAAUUUUACGCAACAGCAGCUGUGGAGAGCAGAUUGACCAAGCGGACUUUGUUAUCAGGAUGAACUUGCCACCCAUAAACUACACAGCUGAUGUUGGAACUAAGACAGACCUGGUGACAGCAAACCCCACCAUCUUGUCCAAGUAUGACAGAUUGUCCUAUGCCAGGAAGCCAUUUAUACAAAGAAUGAAGGCCUAUGGACAUGCACAGGUGCUAAUGCCAGCUUUUACUUAUGCCUUUUGCUUGGAGCCCUCUUUCAGGGUUUACUUUACCCUGCAGGACUUCAAUCUCCAGCAUGUAUCUUUCCUUCAUCCAGGAUACCUGAGCAAGCUCCACAAAUACUGGCGUAACAAGAGGCUAACUGCCACACGGCUCUCUUCUGGAAUGAUGCUGGUCAGCGUUGCCUUGGAGCUUUGUUCUAAGGUUUCUCUUUACGGUUUCUGGCCUUUUCCCUAUGACUUAAAUGGACAACCUUUGAUCCAUCACUAUUACGACAAUCAUCCCGUUACACCUGGCAUGCAUUCACUGCCACUAGAGUUUUUCAAUUUACUUCAAAUGCACAGAAAGGGGAUACUGAAGGUAAACAUAGGAAAGUGUUUAUGAUGGCUGAGGAGGGCCUCUUCAUUUUAAGUUUCAAAU